Ichthyophthirius multifiliis is the source of this 465-nucleotide messenger RNA. RefSeq lists its product as hypothetical. NCBI's taxonomy places the organism in Eukaryota, Ciliophora, Oligohymenophorea, Hymenostomatida. Gene Ontology annotation, cellular component: membrane. Gene Ontology annotation, biological process: vesicle-mediated transport. The transcript is spliced from 2 exons. The record is from RefSeq and is a predicted model, not a curated record.
AUGAAUUAUUUUACUCUUUUAACCGGUUAAGAAGACAAAGAUAGUUGGUGUCCAUCUUUAUCUCUUAAUUAAAGAAUUAUUGGUUUUUUUGUUUGCACAUUAUUAGGUUGGUGGACUUAAAUGAUGAGUUUUGCAUCUAUUUUUGGUGUAGUUACAGGAAGUCCAACAAAAUUCGCAAUUGUUUUUACAUUAGGAAAUAUAAUAACAAUACUAUCAACAUCAUUUUUAAUAGGAUUUGUUAAUUAAUUUAAAAAUAUGAUGACUGACCAUAGAAGGGAAGCUUCUAUUAUUUUUUUAAGUUCAAUUGCAUUUACACUAGUAGCUGCAUUAAUGCUACACAGUAAACUUUUAGUUUUUGUCUGUGUUUUAAUUGAGUUUUGUGCAUAUGUUUGGUAUUGUGCGAGUUAUAUUCCAUAUGGAAGAAAUUGCAUAAAAAAUUGUUUAGGUAGUAUUGGUAGAAAUUGA